AUGUCCGAGUCUACACAACCUUGCGCCGCAGAAGUGGAGCAGUGCUCGCCGGCGCCGGCGCGCGUCAACAGUCUCUGGUUCGACGACGGAAACAUAAUCCUCGUCGCCGAAGGGUUCAAGUUCCGCGUCCACAAGAGCAUGCUCGCGAAGUCUUCUCCUGUAUUCCGGGACCUCUUCACGGUGCCUCAACCUACUGGACCGUGCUGCAAAGACAAAGACUCACUCCCAGUCGUGAACAUGCCGGACAAUGGACUGCAUCUACUCUAUCUCCUCAAGGCGAUUUACGACAGAGCGUUCUUCGGUCACAACACACUGACCGCUACGUCAGUGGAGAUAGCGAUAGGAAUUGUUAGCCUCGCGCACAAGUACGACAUGCGGUACCUGUACGCAGACGUCAUCCGACGCCUUGCCGACAUAUUUUGCACCACCUUUGAGACCUACGAAGCUCGGUCCCACCAGCGCGCAGGCCUGUGUACCUCUCCGAUCGGCGAACUGCCCAAGCUCGCGAAAGUCAGCAUCCCCUUGGACCCGGUGUUCCUCAUCAACAUGGCGCGGCAGAUACGGACGCCAGAGCUCCUGGCAAUGCUCCCGGUCGCGUUCUACCACGCGACCUCCCAGAGUGCAGAAAGUCUGACGCAGGGGGUCGUUCGCAACAGGCUGCGUGCCGCCCCCGGGACCCAUGGAAGAGAGGCCCUCCAUCCCGACGACCUCCGCCGGAUUAUCGCGGCGCAGAGGAAGCUCGUGCAGGUCAACCGGAACGCCACCAGGUGCUUCCACUUCCAUGGCGCAUACCUCAGCCCAGAAUGCGCAGCGCGGCGUCACAGUGGUCCAUGUUACAAAGGCCUGCAACUGUUGUCCCAAGGAGUUGUAGACGCGGGUUACUUGGGCAGCGCGCGUCCGUUGGCGCGCCGAGACGACUGGAUCGACGACUAUUGCAAGAAGAACUUGGAUGGCAAGCUGUGCAAAGCGUGUCAAGAGAAUAUCAAGCGUCUUCACAAGGAAGCAAGAGAGAAGGUCUGGAAUGACUUGAAGAAGCUCUUCGACCUCGAAGCGUGGCCAUGA
Messenger RNA from Fomitopsis serialis, 1062 nucleotides. RefSeq lists its product as uncharacterized. Bases 1 to 1062 code for a protein of 353 amino acids. The transcript has 2 exons. The record is from RefSeq and is a predicted model, not a curated record. NCBI's taxonomy places the organism in Eukaryota, Fungi, Basidiomycota, Agaricomycetes, Polyporales, Fomitopsidaceae. Gene Ontology annotation, molecular function: protein binding.